UAAAAAAAAUUAAACUAGACGGAAUCAGCUUUCCUCGCCCAUACCGCCUCGUUCCCAUCACUAGUUUGAGUUAUGAAUUUUGGCAAACUAGGCUCAGACAUUUUCCCUAGGGAAAAUAAAUUGAUUCUUUAACCUAAUAUGGCUGUAAUUAGAUAACCAUGGAUUUGAUGCUAGGUUUGGCUUUAAGCUCCAUUUUAUGUACAGCAUAAUACUUCAGUACUAAAUCCCUCUUGCAGAAAUUUCCCAGCAAUUAUUUGUAUUUAUAUAUUUAUUUAUUUUUGGCGGUAACGGCAAAUCUGAAAACAUCCCCAAAUCGUCGCCGAGCUUGGAGUGGUGUCUUGUCUGCACAGAAGAAGCAAUGGGGGAAGAAGAAGCGCAGCAACAACCGACUUCGGACACGGAAGUUGCAGAAGAAGCAAGCGAGCAAGUGUACUCUUGUCCGACGAUUCGUUUCGAUGUACCUCCGGCCAGAACCUACCACUUCUACCGCCAGUUCAGGGGGACCCCUUCAAACCCUAACAAUUUUCUCAAAUGCGUCAAAUGGUCGACGGACGGUUCUUGCUUCCUUACAAGCUCCAACGACAACACCUUUCGUUUAUUCACAUUACCAGAUAAUGAUAGUGGGAAUCAUCUAGAUGCUUGUUCUCUAGCUGCUGAUGCAGCUGCAGAUUCAUAUGCUGCAGAUAUUGUUUUGAGUGAGGGAGAGUCUAUUUAUGACUACUGCUGGUACCCUUACAUGUCUGCUUCAGAUCCGGUGACCUGUGUGUUUGCAAGUACCACACGUGACCAUCCUAUUCAUCUAUGGGAUGCUACUUCAGGCCAGCUGCGUUGCACUUAUCGGGCGUACGAUGCCAUGGAUGAAAUAACUGCUGCAUUUUCAAUUGGUUUCAACCCCUCUGGGACUAAGAUAUUUGCUGGAUAUAACAAAUCUAUCAGAGUAUUUGAUAUUCAUCGCCCUGGUAGAGAUUUUGCGCAUUAUUCAACUCUUAAAGGAGAUAAGGAAGGGCAGUCAGGUAUUAUAUCUGCUAUUGCUUUUUCUCCAAGUCAUACUGGGAUGCUUGCUACGGGUUCCUAUGACCAAACUACUGCAAUCUACAGGGAAGAUAAUAUGGAACUAUUGUACGUCUUACAUGGCCAAGAAGGUGGAGUUACACAUGUACAAUUCUCAAAAGAUGGUAAUUAUUUAUAUACAGGAGGGCGAAAGGACCCUUAUAUACUAUGCUGGGACAUACGCAAGGCUGUUGACAUUUUGUACAAGCUAUACAGAUCAUCAGAAAGUACCAAUCAGCGGAUAUCGUUUGAUAUAGAACCCUUUGGUCGAUAUCUCGGUACUGGUGGUCAGGAUGGUUUGGUUCAUAUAUAUGAUCUUCAAACAGGGCAGUGGGAGUCAAGCUUCCAAGCGGCAUUGGGUAAUACAAUUCCAUAUCUUCAUACUCAAAUAAUAUUUACUUGUCAUUAUUCUUGGUUUCUUCUGUUUCUAAUUAGUUCAUUCACUUUCCAUGCAGACACUGUUAAUGGGUUCUCUUUCCAUCCAUUUCUGCCAAUGGCAGCCUCUUCAUCAGGGCAUCGAAGAUUUGGAAUUCUUGAUGAGUCUGAGGAGGAUUUGGUCUUGAAUGGUGAUGAAAACUGUGCUUCUGUGUGGACUUUCUCUUAUGAUUCAAUGGUGGACAAUGCUGCUAGCAUUGAUUUGGGGGAUUUUAAAGGUCAAUCUGAACAUGGCAACCUUUGUUAGUAUCCUUGACUACACAAUUGCCUUUGUAUUUCUACAUAUAUUUCAUCAUACAAUCUUGUAUAGUAACUGAUUGGGAUGAACUUUGUCUCCGCGCUCUACUGUUGUUUCACUUGUUAGUUACAGACCAUUGAAAGUCCCCAUUCGGCAGUUCACGCAUUCCCUUUGAGUUGUAUAAACUAGUUCCUGUUUCCAGAGCAGCUGUUGAAAUUUUUGCUAUUUUAAUUUUA
This is a messenger RNA of Cornus florida, 1959 nucleotides long. RefSeq lists its product as uncharacterized. The record is from RefSeq and is a predicted model, not a curated record. The transcript is spliced from 13 exons. Gene Ontology annotation, molecular function: protein binding. The coding region runs from base 359 to 1732 and encodes 457 amino acids. Lineage: Eukaryota; Viridiplantae; Streptophyta; Magnoliopsida; Cornales; Cornaceae.